AUGCCAACACCACAACUCAAAGGUCCGGGCCUGCUCCUCGUCAACUCCAAGAUUACCCGUCCCGACAUCCUAGACGAAGAGAUGUUCAUAAACUGGUAUAGCGCGGACCAUAUUCCAGAAAUUCUCAACACGUCGGGCGUCGAUUCAGCACUUCGUUUUAAGAAUGCAGACGCAAAAGCUGAAAGACCAUACAUGGUCGUGUACCCUAUGGGCAACAUUGGCUUUACUCAGUCAGAAGAGUACAAGACGAAGAUUAAUAUUUACAGUGAUUUACUGCCAAGGGGAGGUCCGAUUUACGAUUUAGUAGAUAUGGAUGUGAGGGUCUAUUCAUUUGUUGACAAAUAUGAGCCGAAUGGUCCUGUAGAACCAGGUCAAACCAAGUUGGUCGUCCAUGGCGGAUUUGACCUCGGGGAUAAAAUCACCGAGCAGGAUUUUCAUGACUGGUACAAUAAAGAACAUUUUGAAAACCUGGCUAAAGUUCCUGGAUACCUACGCUCAACUCGGUACCAGCUGCUGGGACAUCGAUCAAACGGCCAGAUGAGGGCAGCCGGGGGCCUUCCCCCUCGGGAAGAAGACGUUGACACUCCGACGCCGGCGAAGUUUCUGGCUUUGCAUGAGUUUACUGUUGAUGAGGCAGAUAUGAAGGCGUUUAUUUCAACGAUUGACACGGAUUGGUCGAGGAGGAUUUUAGGAGGUGCGGCUAGGGUUGAAAAUCCCGCUUACUAUCGUUUCAUGCAGGGUUGUGGUGACGGUAGGCUCUUCCAAUAG
Messenger RNA from Hyaloscypha bicolor E, 768 nucleotides. RefSeq lists its product as uncharacterized. The transcript is spliced from 3 exons. The coding region runs from base 1 to 768 and encodes 255 amino acids. NCBI's taxonomy places the organism in Eukaryota, Fungi, Ascomycota, Leotiomycetes, Helotiales, Hyaloscyphaceae. The record is from RefSeq and is a predicted model, not a curated record.